This is a messenger RNA of Gryllus bimaculatus (two-spotted cricket), 750 nucleotides long. NCBI's taxonomy places the organism in Eukaryota, Metazoa, Arthropoda, Insecta, Orthoptera, Gryllidae. The record is from the annotation of a GenBank genome assembly.
AUGCUCUCGUAUAUUUUUCUGCACCAGGUUUUGAGUUCCGGACCCUCGCUCGAGGAGUGUGGCUGCCUGACUCCGCAAGGCGCCGAGGUGCAGGUGGAUUUUCCUGAAGACGCCAGCGGCACGCUCGUUGCUUUGUGUGGGUGGAGACUGCCUCUGAAAACGGCGCACUCCGAAGGGACUAGAGGAAUGAAGGUGCUGGGCAGCGGCUUUGAGUCAUCGUCUCAACCGAAGUCUUGUGAACGAGAAGGUCAUCGUUCAGCUAAGAUGUCAAGACCAGCAUCUGCAGGAGAAACUUCAAAUAGUCAACGAUUCUCUGUAACACAGCUUAGUUAACAAUAGUAAUGAAAUAAAUAAUUAAAAUUGUUUUAACAUGUGGAAGUGUGUUGCAUAAUUUAAGACGCCAAACUAAUUAGGUUAGUCUUGUAAAUAUGAGUCGAUUAACUUAUUCUCGUUUUUACACUUUAGAUGGUAAUAACUGUCUUCAAGUUUGAGACUGAAUUGACUGCUAAUAAAGCGUUAAGAAAUAUGCAACUUCACUAGUAAUUUUGUGUACCUGGUGCACCAGUUACAUAAAAUUAGAUUUUCAUAAAUGUGGUUGAAUAGCUUUAAAUGUAAUAAUAUUUUAGGAAUGAAUUUUGUGAACUUACUGUAAAUUUCACUAAUAUAUUUUGUAUGAUAUUGUUGUAAAGUGACAUAAGGUUAUAAGUUCAUAUUUUUGUGUAAUGAUUUGAUACAACAAUACGUUUUAAG